AUGGCGGCCACAUGGGCAUGGUGUCCACUGAGACGCUCAGCGCUUCUAUGCCCGUACAUUACCACUAUCUCCAGCAGCAGCAACAGCAGUCGCAAGGGAUGGCCAUGGGCGGCAGCGACGACUGUGGCGGCGGUGGGACGCACCCAGUCUUUGGAGCGUAUCCGCCCCACGUCACUGCGAGCCACAUCACGCAGGAGCGCGCAGACGACGCAACCGGCGUCGCGGGGCGUGGUGGUGGAAGCGCCGGCGCCGCGGGCCCAAUGUACCCCACGUGGUUCAGCCCCAUAGCUCCGUCGCACUUUGGCGAGAAUGCACCCGACGACGGCCGCGGCGCACGCGCUGGCGACGGCGACGGGAAGGCAAAGUUGCAGCUGGCAAGGGAACACGCUUUUCUGCACGACACAUCGUUGUCUCCCCGCUCCACCUUGCUCGUCGCUCACAGUGCAACGCCCGCGGUAACAGCAGCAGCAGCGCACGACGAGACGGGUGCAGACGGGCAGCAGCCAUAUGGCCCAUCUUCCUCUUCCUCCUCGCUGCUCCCUCUCCACUUAGCCGGAGCGGUACUUGGCGCCCGGAGCCUCGACGAUAUCGGAAGCCGCGCGGGGUUCCAGCAGAUCUUCCAAGCGUACAGCACACACCUAUACCCGCUGCUUCCAAUCGUGCGCAUCAGCACUUUUUUCAGCGACCUCAAGAGCAGACGAGACGCGCGCGACCAGGACUGGUUCGCGUUCUCCCUCAGCCUCGCCGCGUAUACCCUCGUGCAGGUCCCGUGCGCCGCUCUCGGCCUCUCGCCGGACUCGGCCAAGCUCAUGCACGCCAAGCUCCACGCCACGUCGCAACUGCUGCAGUCACGCCGCUACGCACCCCUGUGCCAUUUCCAACUGGCGUUGCUCUAUUGCGACUAUAUCUAUUUAUCCACGCUCGGUUAUGACUCGGCUGCCAAGUCGCGUUUGGGCGAGGGCAUCCACCUGCUCCCCGGUUUCUUUAUGCAGGAGGAGCGCCGCCGCGCGCACAUGUCCGGCGCCGAGCAACAGCGCGCGGCCAUGCACGACGGCGAGCUAUCCAAGCGACUUUUCUGCGCGUUCCUCGUCGCCGAUCUGUUCAACUCGCUCCUGUAUGACGAACAACUCUUCUUUAGGGAGGAGGACAUCGGCAAUGUUACGCCGCCCGCGGCGGCCGAAGAUGACGCUCCUCCUUUGUUGUCACAGCACGGCUCGCCGGAUGGAAUGGGCAGCCUCUACGGUUACCAGAUCGCGUGCAAGUUCAUUCUCCUUUGUUAUGAGCUGACGGUGUGCUGGCAGAGGGACCGGCGACGCAAGAAUGCGACUGUACAAAGUGUGCACGAGAUGCAAGAACGCCUGCACGUGCUCGAAAGGCGUCUGGCGAACAUCCUGUCGGAGGUUUCCGAGGCCAAGAAGGGGCAGCCGCCAGCUGCAACAGACCGCAGCUCUUCGCUCCUGAGCCUCAAAGUCUACCACACCGUCCUGGAGGCGACGGCCAGGUACCUCCUGCAGAGCUACACCGCGCUCAUCGUGUAUACGCUGCGCGCUUGCAGAGGCGCGGGCCUCGACGUCAAGAUUCCAGAGGAGAGCCAGCUUGUUGCGAGCGCCUCAGCGGCGGUCGUUCACAUUUUCUCGUCGUUGCGGGAGUUGCCGCUGCAGCUCAUCGCCGCGUGCGGCCAGCCGGCGCUGUCAGCGGCCAGGUUCCUGAUCUCCAAAUUGGUCACAAAGGUCCACGCGGACGACCCCCUCCACGGAGCCAUAUCCGAGUUCCACGCCCAGCUUCAGCAUCUCGCAGGUCAAUCUCAGGUCAUCUAGGUUUGCAAUCUAUGCGGACGGGAAUAGCCUCAUCAAAGUUUUUUCCUUCGUUAAUGGCACAUCUUGGUGGACGGCGAGACGGGGCUUUUCUCAUCUCAUUGGCAUCGUCAUCAUGGGUGAGAUCCUGCUCUCCGUACCAUCCAACCAUCUUUUGCAUCCCCAUUGACAUUCAACAUUACCGGCAUUCCAGCAUCAUCAUAUCAACAUUUGGACAAUCGAAUUUCGCAUGUUCUGUAGCAUAGGGUAUACUGGGCCAAUACAUUGCAUCGUGG
Tilletiaria anomala UBC 951 is the source of this 2089-nucleotide messenger RNA. RefSeq lists its product as uncharacterized. The record is from RefSeq and is a predicted model, not a curated record. The transcript is spliced from 5 exons. NCBI's taxonomy places the organism in Eukaryota, Fungi, Basidiomycota, Exobasidiomycetes, Georgefischeriales, Tilletiariaceae. The coding region runs from base 12 to 1817 and encodes 601 amino acids.